CACCACGGGUCUCAACGCGCGCGUUCCUCGUUUUGAUCGCGUCACGCCGCCGCGAUGUCCGCCAUGACCGCGGCGCACGCGAGUUUCGUGCGCCAACCCCGGCAUGCGCGGCAUCACGCGCGGUGCGUCGCGCGAGGCGGUGCCGCCGAUAAGAAGGUCAAUCUGGCGCGGCGAGCCGUCCUCGUGGCCCCGAACGCGUCGUCGCCGAAUCGCGCGUCGCCGCACGUCCACCGCACGGCCGGCCGGACGUCCACGUCCACGCACGGCGCGGUGUCGCCCACCAGCGCGGACGUCGCGUCCACGUCCUCCUCCGGCACCGGCUCGUUCGACGACGUCGGGACGGUCGUCAAGAAGAGGGCGAAGAAGAAGUCGAAGCGCGAGCUGGAGCAAGAGAGGAAGGAGAAGCUGGAGAUGGACUCCGAUUUCUGCCGCAUGGUGACGCGGUACGACCCGAGCGUGAUCGAGAAAGAAGCGCUGUCGAAGCCGCUCAGGCUCGCGCGGAGAGGCGCGAAGGUGACCUCCGCGUUCGCGAAGCUGUACUCGAGGAAGCAGGCGCUUCAGGACGCGGACGCGAGGGACGGCGGGAUCCGAUGGGCCACCGCGUUUAAAGACACGCUCACGAGCUUGGGGCCGCUGUUCGUGAAGCUCGGGCAGAACCUCGCGAACCGACCGGAUCUGGUCGACGAGGUGACGAUGGAGGAGCUCACGAGGCUGCAGGACCGCGUCCCGCCGUUCCCUACGGACGAGGCGAUGCGAAUCAUAGAGGAGGAGGCGGGGAGGAAGCCGUCGGAGAUUUUCGAGUACAUCACCCCGGAGCCCAUCGCCGCGGCGUCGAUCGGGCAGGUGUACAGGGCGACGCUGAAGUCCGACGGCACGGACGUCGCGGUGAAGAUAUUGCGACCGGGGACGCGGCCGCAGGUGGUGCUCGAUUUAUACAUCCUGAGAGCCGCAGCGGAGAAGUUUUUCGACGACUUCUCGAGGAAAAACUUGGGGUGCCCGGCGACGUUGCUCGUGGACGAGUUCGCGGAGAAGCUCCUCGAGGAGCUCGACUUUAAACAGGAGGCGCUCAACUUGCGCGACUUCCGCAGGAACUUCAGCGACGACGACAGCGUGCAGAUACCCGGGGUGUACACUGAGUACUCUGGCGAGCGCGUGCUCGUGAUGGACUGGCAGCCCGGGACGCGGUGCACCGCGCCGGGGGCGUUCGAGUCCCCCGAGGCGAUGCGAAUAUUCCUUCAAAACGGCGUCGAGAGCGGUCUGCGACAGCUGUUAGACUUUGGGUUAUUCCACGGCGAUCCGCACCCGGGGAACGUCCUCGCGCUGCCGUCCGGGGACAUCGCGUACGUGGACUUUGGGAACGUCGCGGAGAUCUCGCGCGCGAACCAAGAGUCGCUCAUCGACGCCGUCGUGCACGUCAUGAACCGCGAUUACGACAACCUCGCCGUGUGCUUGAGCGACCUCGGGUUUCUUCAAGCCGGGAGCGACAUCGAGCCGGUCGCGAAAGGGUUACAGGAGGUGUGGGGCGACGGCGCGCUCGCGAACAUGGCGAGCAUGGGGAACUUCUCCUUCCGCGGGCUCACUCGCGAGUUCAACAAGCUCCUGUUUCAGUACCCGAUUCGCGUGCCCGAGCGUUUCUCGCUCGUGAUUCGCGCGUUGCUGACGCAAGAGAACAUCUGCCUGACCUUGGACCCGAAGUUCAACUUCCUCGAGGCUGCGUUCCCGUACGUCGCGCGGAGGCUGCUCACGGACCCGGACCCAGCGCUGCGACUGCGUCUGUUCAAGGUGAUCAUCGUCAAAGGGAAGUUUGACUGGGCACGGUUACGCGAGCUCGUGACCAUGGCCGAGGCUGGGGUGAGAGGCGGGAUCAAGCUUCCUUUGAAAGCCGCGUUCGAGCUCGUCGGGGACACGACGAAGAUGCUCGCGACGGACGGCGCCGCGCGAUCGAUGCUUCUGGACGGGUUACGCGCGGUGCCGAUUCGAGAGCACAUCGCGCAGGCGCUGAGCUUGGGCGCGAUGGUGAUGGGGAUGGCGGCGAAGCACUUCUUCUCGGACAGUAAAAUUUACAAGUUCAUCAAGAGGAACUGGGUCACGUUCGCGUACGACGUGCGAAGGGCGUUCGCGCAGCGGACGUCCUCGGAGCUGCCGCGGCGGUCCGCGUGGCCGCCGCCGCCGGGGAAGGGCGCGAGCGGCGACGGGGAGGGGAGCGAAGGGGACGAUCGCGACCCGAUCGCGCCGGCGACACCCCCCGAGCACGAGCGCGAGCGCGACGACCGCGCGUCCGAGGCCCCCGGCGCGUUCGUCGUCGUGCGCGGGCUCAAGAGCGACGCGGCGAGGCACCUCAACGGCGUCGUCGGCCGCCGCGGCGCGUUCGACGCCUCGCGCGGGCGCUGGGAGGUGCACGUCUUUGGCGGGCUCCAUCGCGGCGACGCGGACGCGGACGUGCGAUGCAAGCCAGAGAACCUCCGCGCGGCGACCGAGGACGAGGUCGUCGCGUCCGUCUCGCGGACGCUCCUCGACGCGAGCCGCGACGCGGCGGCGUACGACGCGCGGCUCGACGGGCUGACCUCGCUGUUCGCCACGGAGGAGCGAUGCAAGCCGCUGUCGAGGGGGCUUCUGUCGCGCCUCGCGUCCGUCGCCGUGGACGCGCUGCGGCGCGAGCUGUCCGCGACGCGCGACGACGCCGCCGCCGCCGCGGCCGCGGCCGCCGCCGCCGCCGCGGAGCUCCACCCGAUGGCGUGCAUGUUCGCGAAGCAAGUCGCGGGCGCGUUCUGCGUCGAGCUGCGCGACCGGCGACGGAAAACCCGCCGCGGCGACGCGCGCGAGGGCGCGCUCGCGUUCCUCGAAGCCGGCGCGCUUCCCCCGCUGACGGUGCUUCUCCACCGAGCCGUCUCCGAGGCGUCGACGGAGAAAAACGUCUUCGACGUCCGCGCGAAGCAAGAAGACCUCGCGAGUCGAGGGUUACCGUACGACCCCGAGACGGUGACGUGCAUCCUAGCCGCGGAGGGCGCGAAACCGACGUCAGCUAGGCGUUUAUUGGACGCCGCCGCCGCGGACACGCUGAAAAUGCUGUGCGACGUCAUGAAGACCGAGGCGCACGCGGCGGCGGCGCUGUCCGACGACGACGUCGAGGACCCGACGUUCGCGCGCGCGUUGCAGAGCUUCUACUCGGCUUGCGGCGCCGCGCGCGAGUGCGACGACGACGACGACGAGAGCGAGACCUUCGCGAUGCUCGAGCACUUCCGCGCGCUCGGGUUGGAGAUCCCGCCCGAGAUCGCGGAGGCGCUGCGCGACGAGCGCGCGACGGCGGCGGCGGCGGCGGCGGCGGCGACCGCGGCGUUCGCGUCGUCGCGCAAGCCGGCGAUGACGCUGUGCGCGCUUCUCCGCGCGUGGGCGACCGAGCUGCGCGUGCGAGAGCGGCUCGGGGUUGAGGUGAUGCCGUACACCGAGGACGACGACGUGGAGUGCGUGCGCGAGGCGAGCGCGAUCGUGGAGCGCGCGAUGAAGCGCUGA
This is a messenger RNA of Micromonas pusilla CCMP1545, 3510 nucleotides long. RefSeq lists its product as uncharacterized. Gene Ontology annotation, molecular function: protein kinase activity; ATP binding. NCBI's taxonomy places the organism in Eukaryota, Viridiplantae, Chlorophyta, Mamiellophyceae, Mamiellales, Mamiellaceae. Bases 55 to 3510 code for a protein of 1151 amino acids. The transcript is spliced from 2 exons. Gene Ontology annotation, biological process: protein phosphorylation. The record is from RefSeq and is a predicted model, not a curated record.